GGGAUGGGAGCGGCAGGGAGGAGGUUAGCCUUGGAUCGGUGUAAUGUCUGGGAGUCAAAGACCCAGGUUAGGAGGAUAAAAGUAUAUUCUCUCUGUCACCCUGCGGCACGUUAGCAUUAUGUGGUGAGAUAAUCAGCAGCAGCAGUCAGUAAUAGUAGUUGUUUUGUUUUUUCGGCUGCAUCCAAACGCGCUAAAUCGGUUCAAAUGAGAGUCGCAUGGCUCAGGUCUCAUGACUGACCUUCCUCAGGAGGGUGUUUGCGGACGCACACAAAAAUGUGGGUCAAACACUUUUUCCAAGUGGUGAUGGAGCGACUAGUGAGCGAGCUGGGCUCUCUGUUGAAGAUGCUGGACCACGAGACGGUCAGUCCUGCCACUGCCGAAAAAAUGGCCUCCGUACGCAACAUCAUGGAAUCCAUGCCGCUACCAGUCAACGGAUCAGACGUCUACAUGAACAGCUGUCUCUAUGGCAACGGCACCAGCUUUGUGGAGUCUCUGUUUGAUGGUUUUGACUGUGAUUUGCACAUGCUCAGUGCCUCUCCAGUGGAGCAGAAAGAGCUGAAAGAGCAGAAAGAAGAAGAGGAGAAGCCUCUGAUAGACCCUGAUAAAUCUACACCGACUGACACGCCUCCUCCAGUGCCAAUCACACCCCUUCCUGAUGACUACUAUGAAGAGGCAGUCCCUCUAAAUCCUGGAACCACGCCUCAGUACAUUACCAACAGCGUCAACACCUCUAUACACUCUGUGGAGGAUGCCUACUAUGAAGAUGCAGACAAUAACUACCCCAUCACCAGGAUUAACGGACCGCCCAAAAACUCCUACAAUGACUCCGAUGCUCUGAGCAGCUCCUACGAGUCUUACGAAGAAGACGAAGACGAGGCCAAAGGGCGGGAACAAGCUCAGAGAUGGACGGCUGAGGAGAGCACAGAAGGACCCGUCAGAGACUGCCGCAUCUGUGCCUUCCUACUGCGGAAGAAACGCUUCGGCCAGUGGACCAAACAGCUGAUCGUUGUGCGAGACAAUAAACUGCAGUGUUUUAAGAGCAUCAAAGAGAGCACCCCCCACACAGAGCUCCCGCUGAAUCUGUGCAACGUCAUCUACGUCCCGAAGGAAGGCCGGAAGAAGAGACACGAGCUGCGCUUCUCGCUGCCCGGAGGCGAAGCUCUAGUUCUGGCUGUUCAGAGUAAAGAGCAGGCCCAGAGGUGGCUCAAGGUGGUGCAAGAUGUGGGGAGCCAAUGUAGCAACACUGAAGCACUGGAUGGAUCCACUUCUCCUAUUAUACAAAGGAAGUUGGAGAUCGACAAGGUGCUACAGUGUGAGCGGCAGGCGUCAGACUCAGACAGCGGGCCAAUAGCAGAACAGCAGCUCACUGCACAUGGAGCAGGGCGGGACAGCAUCGAUUCACUCAACAGGGGGAAGCGCGGUCCGUUCUCAGAGCUGACGGGGUCCAUGAGCCGGGCAGCAGGGAAGAAAAUCAAUCGGAUCAUCACUUUCUCCAAAAAGAAACCUCCUUUACCGGGAGAUCCACCGUCAUUUAUUGUUCACCAUGACAACCCACGCUCUGGCUUCCUCAGUGUGUGUCUGAGCGGCUCUUGGAAGGAGCUUUGGUGUGUUGUCCGAGGAGGGAACCUGUACCUGCAGAAAGACCCCGGGGACCAGCGGCCCGCGGUCAUCGUGGUGCCGCUCAAAGGUGCAGAGGUGCUGACAGGAAGCCUCGGCCCCAAACAUCCCUUCUCCUUCUGCAUCCUGCAAGCGGGCAUCGAACUAGCAUCCAUGGAGACCAGCUGCUCAGAGGACCUGGGCCGCUGGCUGGGUGUGUUGUUUGCAGAGACCGGCAGCACCACUCUCCCUGAGGAGCUGCACUAUGACUACAUCGACGUGGACACACUCACCGACAUCCGGCACGCGGCUAGAAACUCCUUCUUGUGGGCCACAGCUACUUCCUCCAGCAGUGCUUCCACGGACUCCAGAACAUAUGAUGAUGUCUAUGAAAGCGUUGCGCAGGAAGAUGUUGAUAGCAGGAUUGUAAACGUGAGACGCCAUGCCUCAUUCUCCAGCAGGGACUCUGAUAAAACUGAACAACAGGCCGCCGUAAAGAGGCACGCUUCCAAUGUAAACCACUAUGCGCGGUACGGGAAGACGCGUGCAGAGGAGGACGCCAGGCGCUACCUGACUCAGAAAGAAGAGCUGGAGAAGCAAAAGGAAGAGCUCAGAAAUGAGCUGGUGGCCCUCCGCAGGGAGAAGAAGGAGAUGAAGGAGGAGAUGAAGAGUGUUACAGGUCAAGCUGUGCGGUUAGCCAAGCUUGAGGCGCUGUGUAAACAGAGAGAGGAAGAGAGGGUGGAGCUGGAGCUCAAACUGACGGAGGUGAAAGAAAACCUGAAGAAGUCUCUGGCCAGAGGAUCGAUGAGUCCGCCCACGACCCCCAAGAUGACCCCAAAGGCCCAGGGCAAUAGGGUUGAAAAGGUUUACAAUGAGAGCGUGCCGAUCAACGCAGCAACUGAGCUUCGUAAACGUCCUGCGACUGUUUACGCCUCGUCCAGGGGGAACGUCAUGCAGAAAGCAAAGGAGUGGGAGUCAAAGAAGGGGACCUAGACUCAUCAUACAUUAAUCGACAGAUGGAUUAAUGGAGAGAAAAACCGAGUUGUGACAGGAGGAUGUGUAAGAGAAGAAACGGAUGAAGAUAAAUGGCACGGAGAAGAAGAAGAAAGAGGGGAGAGGACAGACUCUGACACAAUCUUCCCUUCUCUCUUUCAAGAAAAAGAGGAAUAUUUGUAGUACUGGCAGCUGUCUCAACCACUGUAAAUAGGACUUUACUCAUACCAGUACAGUGUUAAUGUGGACCCCUAUGAACAUGAUACAUGUUUGUGUGAGUUUGCAUGUGUGUUUACAUUUGCACAGGGCUGCAGAAAGAGAAAAUGUGAUUAUUUCAUAGAAACACAUCACAAAGGGAGAGUGUAGUUCAUCGACACUGAGUUCAGUUACAGGCAAAACUUCCACUGAUGUUAUUCCUGUUUUGUAAGAUACUUGUAAAUGUAAAGUGAAACAAAACAAACCUAAAGAAAUUAUUAUAAUUAUUACUUUAAGUUAUCUUUAUUAGUAAGAGAACAGUUUUAUUUAAACCAUUAGGAAAGCAUAUUGAGUAUGACACUGUUCCUGAAACAAAUGACUAAAUGUUUAUUACUGCAAUGUGAAACUAUUGGUUUUUAACCAUUGUAUGUGUAUUUUUCAUAUUUGCCUUUAGCACUUUAUCAUGUGGUUGUGAUAUCACAAAUGUUUUGUAAAUUAGAAUUAGCCCCCAACUUCAGAAUAGUAAGGACAAAUGCCUGUGUCUGAUUUCAUCACAGCAAUAUGAACAAACACACAUGUUGGAGUAAAUGAUCACUUUAUCAAGAAA
This is a messenger RNA of Gymnodraco acuticeps, 3391 nucleotides long. RefSeq names its product actin filament-associated protein 1-like 1. NCBI's taxonomy places the organism in Eukaryota, Metazoa, Chordata, Actinopteri, Perciformes, Bathydraconidae. The coding region runs from base 274 to 2589 and encodes 771 amino acids. The transcript is spliced from 19 exons. The record is from RefSeq and is a predicted model, not a curated record. Gene Ontology annotation, cellular component: cytosol. Gene Ontology annotation, molecular function: SH3 domain binding.